This is a messenger RNA of Anopheles funestus (African malaria mosquito), 2229 nucleotides long. RefSeq names its product integrin-linked protein kinase (gene Ilk). Bases 321 to 1667 code for a protein of 448 amino acids. The record is from RefSeq and is a predicted model, not a curated record. Gene Ontology annotation, cellular component: stress fiber; focal adhesion. Gene Ontology annotation, biological process: substrate adhesion-dependent cell spreading; integrin-mediated signaling pathway; cell-matrix adhesion. The transcript is spliced from 5 exons. Gene Ontology annotation, molecular function: protein kinase activity; protein binding; ATP binding. NCBI's taxonomy places the organism in Eukaryota, Metazoa, Arthropoda, Insecta, Diptera, Culicidae.
GCUACACGCUUGCAUGACCACACACAGUGUUCAUCGGCCAAAAAAAUCAACACACCAAUUCCGUGCAAGUGAGAGCAAAAUCAUCAAAAAUGUGCCAUUAAAACGUAGAAAACUGCCCAAAACUAUUGGCAGAAGUUGCGUUAGCUCGUAAAGUUGUGUUUUAAACAGUUAUUCAGCACUGUCCAACGGCAGAGAGUCUAGAAAAUCGUUUCUAUAGAGCCACACACCAAGCAGUCAUUCUUACGUGUGGGAGUUCCGUAAACCACCCGCGAUAAAAAAGAUCUGUUUCGGAUAAAAGAACAGCAAAAUACGAUAGGAGAAUGGAAGAUAUUUUCCAUUGGUGUCGUGAAGGAAAUUCGAUUCAGGUUCGCCUGUGGCUGGACGAUACCGAGCAUGAUAUGAAUUUGGGUGAUGAUCACGGGUUUUCCCCGUUACACUGGUGUGCGAAGGAAGGACAUACCAAGCUGGUGGAGAUGCUGUUGCAUCGUGGAGCACGGGUCAAUGCAACGAACAUGGGCGACGAUAUACCUCUGCACUUGGCAUCUGCCCAUGGUCAUUAUGAUAUUGUACAGAUGCUUGUACGCCAUCGAUCGGAUGUGAAUGCGGCGAAUGAGCAUGGAAACACGCCACUGCAUUAUGCAUGCUUCUGGGGCUAUCAGGCCAUUGCGGAGGAGCUGGUCAAUAAUGGGGCAUUGAUUUCGCUGGCCAACAAGGACGGCGACACACCGUUGGAUAAGGCAAAAACGUUACUAGCUACACGUUUGCACAAUCUGGCGGUAGAAAGUGGACAGGAGCUGAAGAAGAUCAGUUUCAAGGAUCAGGGCUGGUCCGGUAUGAAAACGCGCUCCCGUGAUGCUACGCUGUCCCGUUUCAAGGGUAUCAACAUCCAGGAGCUGACACUGCACAACAAGGUAGCGAUAACGCCCGGCGGUGAAACAUGGCGUGGCCGCUGGCAGAACAACGAAAUCAUUGCAAAGAUACUUGCGAUACGCGAGUGUACCGCACGGGUGGCACGCGACUUUAACGAAGAGUUUCCGAAGCUACGAAUUUUCUCCCAUCCCAACAUUUUGCCCGUACUAGGAGCGUGCAAUGCACCGUCAAGUCUGAUCGUUAUCAGUCAAUAUAUGCCACGCGGAUCGCUGUACGAUUUGCUCCACGGUACGGCAGGGAUUGUGGUUGAUACGGCACAAGCUGUCCGGUUUGCGCUCGACAUUGCGCGCGGUAUGGCGUACCUGCACUCACUCGAGCGCAUAAUUCCGGAAUAUCAUCUGAACAGUUUCCACGUUAUGAUCGACGAUGAUCUAACUGCACGCAUCAACAUGGCAGACGCAAAGUUCUCGUUCCAGGAGCGUGGCCGUGUUUAUCAGCCCGCCUGGAUGAGCCCGGAAAUGUUGCAGAAAAAGCGUGGCGAACGUAACUGGGAGGCGUGCGACAUGUGGAGCUUUGCGAUCUGCAUCUGGGAGCUGGCAACGCGAGAGAUUCCGUUCGCCGAUCUGACACCGAUGGAGGCGGGUAUGCGGAUCGCUACGGAGGGUUUGCGGGUAACGAUUCCGCCCGGCACUUCGCCCCAUCUGGCGAAGCUGAUCAAAAUCUGCAUGAAUGAGGAUCCGGGCAAGCGCCCAACGUUCGACAUGAUCAUACCGAUACUCGACAAAAUGAAGCGUUAAAUCGUUGCCUAGAACGAUACAUUCGUCGGUUUGUGCCUUUUCACCAGUGUGUGAGCCUCUUUGUGACAAUAGUGCCUUUCGAACGCAACGUGUGCAACGAGAACUAACCCUGAAGGAUUAUUUAUUUCCCUCCCUAAUGUUUCUACUCCAUAUGCCAAAUUUGCAAAUGAAGCAACAAUGAAUGUUAAAACAUCCUUUUUAAUCGAUCCUUUUUCCAUCAACUCCCUAACGGUGCCUUAACUAUAACAAAAACAAACGAGAAGUGAAGGAAAGUAUUACACAGGUGUAACGAAACUGAAUCCAAUAUUUACAUCUUCGUUUCUCACGUUUAGACAAAGCGUAAAAACGGUACGGAAGCACAAAAACGGGUUCGAAAAUGUUACGUUUCAACUCAUGAUGGUGUUCGUUGUGUUUUCUUUUUUGUUUUAAAUGUUUUAUGUUGUAAUCGUUUGUCGACGCGAAGUAACUCUCACGGCAACUAAACAAUCUUAACUGUGCGUUGUAGUUAUUUAGACUUAAUCGAUGUAUUUUUACACAAGUAAUAAAACAAACAUUUAACCAA